CCGGAGCCAAGGAGGGCAUCCAGGCUCCGCUCCAACUGGCGAUUCACUAGAUAGCGAAGGUUUAGGGUUUACAUGCGAGCAAGCAAGCAGGCAAUCGCGACUGAAGAGGAAGUGGAAGCUUGACGGGUCAUGGAAUGUAGCAUCGACUUCUUCGUGACGCAUGGUUGGUCCCCGCGAGCGAGCUUACGAGAUUGAUAUAGCCAGAGCGAGAGUGUCAGAAAUUAGGCGUUUUCCGGCAUGAGCGCUCCGAAGGACUCAAAUGUGCACUCUCUGGGCACAUGAUCGCGCACGGAGUGCAAGAUGAUUCCGCAGUUUUUUGAGUAGCUGCUGAAGAAUGUCAGCCAAGGUGGCUAAAAUGGCGCACACUGACAGUGCGAACGCCAGAGAUGGUCGAGAUGGCACAGAUAAGUCGUCCAAGAAGGCAAAGACUGUGCACGCGGACAAUCACGAUGGCAGAGAUGGUUCUGAGAAGCCCGCCAAGAAAGCGAGAUUUUCUCAUGACACAGCAACGCAGGCUCCUACUGAAACAACUGGUAGCACCGCUGCUGCCACCACUAUGGUACAAUCGGCCCCAUCUGAGAGAGCUCCAGUAAAUGCGUCAAAAGAUGCAGCAUCAAAGUUACAGACUAAUUCAACUGGAGCAAACGAUGUGCUUGCUAAAGCUCAAGGUCUUUUACAGCGAACGAAGGAUCUUCAAGAAAGAAUGAAAAAAUUACCCAUUAAAGCUGUCAAAAGCGGCACUUCUGCGGCCACUUCUGCUCCACCCAUUGCUCCAACGCCUGCUGUGUCUCAAGUAUCAACCGUACCAUCUCCGAUUUUGCCAAUAGCUGGAGGUAUCACCCCCAACUUAGGUGGCUCCUUCAACUUAUAUGGGAUGCAACCUGGUCUUCAAGGUCUCUUGCCCCAAGGUUUUGGUGGCAUAGCAAAUUAUGAAGCGGUGAAAAGAGCACAAGAGAUGCAGCUCGGUGGCAUAUCAAACUACGAAGCAGUGAAAAGAGCACAAGAACUGGCUUCGCGAUGGGGUUUUCAACAGGGUCCUUUGCCAAUUUUGUCCAUGGUUGCACCUCCAACUGCCGAGGAAAUUGCAGCUGCCGCACAGGCAAAAACUGUGAAAGCACCAGUGUUGCGUUUGGACGCGCAUGGCAGAGAAGUUGACGAGAAUGGAAAUGUUGUUGACAGACCGAAAAUUACAAGCAUCAGCACUUUGAAGGUUAACAUCAACAAGCAAAAGAAAGAAGCUUUUAAGAUUCUCCGGCCCGAGUUGGAAGAGGAUCCUGUUGACAAUCCGUAUUAUGAUGAACGAGUGGGAAUUGAUAAGAAGAAACUUGUAAGGGCCAAACGGUCAGCUUUUCAGUUCGUGGAAGAGGGCAAAUGGUCCAAGCAAGCCGAAAUGUUAAGACUGAAGAGUCAAUUUGGGGAUGCCAAAGCCAAGGAGAUCAAAAUGAAGCAAGCGCAGCUUUCGAAGGCUAAAUCUGAAGCAGAUAUCAACCCAAAUCUUAUCGAAGUGACUGAAAGAGUCCCUGUUAAGGAAGAAAAAGUGAAGGAUUUUAUACCUGACGUUGAAUGGUGGGAUGCUUACUUGCUACCCUCUGGGAGCUACGAUGACGUGAUGGGUGAGAAGUUUCAUGUGAAUGAAAAGAAGAUUUCUAUCUAUGUUGAGCAUCCUGUGCCGAUUGAGCCUCCCGCAGAACCAGCACCUCCUGCUCCCCAGCCCGGAAAAAUAACCAAGAAAGAACAGAAAAAGCUUCGUACCCAACGACGGUUGGCCAAAGAGAAGGAUCGUCAAGAAAUGAUAAGGCAGGGUCUAUUGGAACCCCCAAAAGCCAAGGUCAAGAUGAGUAACUUGAUGAAGGUUCUAGGAGCCGAAGCCACCCAGGAUCCUACCAGGCUGGAGCAGGAAAUAAGAAGUGCUGCUGCGGAGAGAGAACAGGCUCAUACCGAUCGAAAUCUUGCCCGAAAGUUAACACCUGCAGAAAGGCGGGAGAAAAAGGAGAAGAAGCUUUUCGAUGACCCAAACAUAAUCGAGACUAUUGUCUCAGUUUAUCGUGUAAAUGAUUUGUCACACCCACAGACAAGGUUCAAGGUGGAUAUGAACGCCCAGGAAAAUCGUCUCACAGGGUGUGUGGUAAUGUCUGAUACCAUGACAGUUGUUGUAGUGGAAGGCGGCAGCAAGUCUAUCAAGCGUUAUUCUAAACUGAUGUUGAGGCGCAUUAAAUGGGAGACAGCCGUGAAGGAAGAUGAUGACAAUAGACCUGAGGGGCUGCAGGGCGUGAAUAAAUGUGUUCUGGUUUGGCAAGGCAGCGUAGCCAAACCCAACUUUGACAGGUUUCUCAUACAGCAAUGUCGGUCAGAAGCAGCUGCAAGGAAAUAUUUCGCCGAUGCCGGCGUUGGUCACUACUGGGAUCUCGCAGUUAAUUUUCCAGAGGAUUGAGUCGUUGACGGACAUGGUGGCUGUUGUAGGCGGGUAAAGUGGAUGUUGUGGUUGUUGCAGUGGUCUUUGCCAUCCCACACUUGAAGAGCUUGUGUAUAAUAUUUUCUCUGCGACAGGAUCUUCUGGAGGCUGCUACAUAUUUGCAGUUCUUUACCUCACUCUUAUACCACCUACGUGUUCGCUACAUCCUUCGUAGACCUUACGAGGAUGACUCAAGUCGGUUUUGAUGGAUGGAGAAUAGAUCGAGACUGGUAGUUUGGUGCGCAUGCUGAACAUUUAUGCGAACCACACGAGUAAUUUACUCGAAAGUCCGUUUGGCAGUUUUUUAUACCUCUCCGCCAACUGCCUAAACUGAGAGUAGGGGGACCUUGUAAAACUCUCCUUUCUAAGCUGAAAGUGCGUGAGUUGAGCCCGCAGAUGUUGAUUAUUGGGUGCAAAUAGAGUACUGCAUUUUAAAUGACCUGAAGAUAAAUGGUAUGCUGCCUAUACAAGUGAAUUACAGUAGGACCUCUUGAUGGAUGAAGGUGAGUGACAGCUGACGGUCGUUCAUAGUUAUCGAUCGAUCGAUGUGUCGAUCAAUAACUGCAAAAUCAAUUAGUGUGUCGGUGACGCCUAUUCUCUUCGGUUUCAGCCCCGUUGCCAUAUAUAUUACACGCUCACUAAAAUAUUCUCAUUCGAACUCAAAUUGCCUCAAAAGCUCUUCACUCGUACAAACUUAAUUUGC
Marchantia polymorpha subsp. ruderalis is the source of this 3155-nucleotide messenger RNA. NCBI's taxonomy places the organism in Eukaryota, Viridiplantae, Streptophyta, Marchantiopsida, Marchantiales, Marchantiaceae. The record is from the annotation of a GenBank genome assembly.